Chanos chanos (milkfish) is the source of this 1305-nucleotide messenger RNA. It is a transcript of the gene spaw, whose product is annotated as southpaw. The coding region runs from base 1 to 1305 and encodes 434 amino acids. Gene Ontology annotation, molecular function: growth factor activity; cytokine activity. The record is from RefSeq and is a predicted model, not a curated record. Gene Ontology annotation, cellular component: extracellular region. The transcript is spliced from 3 exons. Lineage: Eukaryota; Metazoa; Chordata; Actinopteri; Gonorynchiformes; Chanidae.
AUGGAGACCUCGAAAUUCCUUCUAUUCGGCGCGCUUCUGGUGGUUUUGAAAGACGACUGUCAGGUGGACUGUAAUCACAGCCCAGCAUCGAGCAAGCACAGGACACGACACCACAAAGGGGUCUCAGUGGCUGAUUUUGGACAUAGCGUGUCUGCGUACCACCCGAAUGGGUACCCCAUGUACAUGAUGCAGCUGUAUCACAACUACACGUCUGCUGACGGCAAGAGGGCCCAGAGAACUGCCAGUCCUGUCAGCGAAGACCUCCCCGCUCUACGGCAGUCAGACUCCGUUCUCAGUCUGAUAGCGAAAGAUUGCCAUCAAGUGGGUGAGAGGUGGACAGUUACAUUCGACAUAUCCUCUGUUCCCGCGAGCGACGACAUCCAGCUCUCUGAGCUCCGGUUCAGGCUGCCGGCGUUCUCUGCAGCUAAACGCGUGGUGGUGGACAUCUAUCAUGCAAGUAAACAGAACUGUGCUCCGAAUUCUACGGCCUGCAUCGAGCAGCGCGUUUUUCUCGGCAGUAUUAAGUCUUUGGCUGAUGAAUCUGUGUCCCCCAUUAAGGUUUUUAACGUGACGGUCUUGCUUAAAUUUUGGAUGCAUCAAGUAGACAAAGCACAUCCAAAAGCCGAAGCCGAGCAAACAUUCACAGUGGACUCAGCAUUAGACAGUGAGUUCGGAAGUGGCUCUCUUGAUGGAAGUGGUGAGGAAGUUAUUGACCCAUUGCGACACAAGGUUAAUCGACGGAGAAGGGUCCAGCAUCCGACAGCUGACCGGGUGAUGAUGGUAGUAUUCUCCAAGACCAUGCUGCCUCACGGGGCCCGUCAUUCGCCCUCUUUGAUGCGCACUGUUAAGCACUCUAAAUAUGUCGUCCUGGAACGUGCUGGUGGCGAAGUUCAAACGCGCCGACGGAAGAGAAACCGAGUGGAGUUCGAGCGGAUGCGGGCUGUGGAAGGGGAUGCUAAAGUGACCGGAUCAGCGACAGAAGCGGUCCAGCGAACGCUCUGUAGAAAAGUGGACAUGUGGGUAGACUUCGACCAAAUUGGCUGGAAUGAGUGGAUUGUGCAUCCCAAGCGCUACAACGCAUUUCGUUGCGAGGGAGAGUGUCCAACUCCUCUGGAUGAAUCAUUUAACCCAACGAAUCACGCCUAUAUGCAGAGCCUUUUGAAGCUUUACCACCCUGAGCGUGUGACUUGUCCUUCGUGCGUGCCCACACGCCUCAGUCCCCUGUCAAUGCUGUAUUACGAGAGUGACGACGUGGUUCUUCGUCACCACGAGGACAUGAUCGUAGAGGAGUGCGGAUGUCACUAG